ACUGUCAUAACACGCAUUUGAUAGUUGUCAUUAUUACUGCUAUGCGUUAUCAAAAUGAAUGAAUUCAAGCGCGCGCGGAUACAUCACGAAAAAAUCGUAUAAAAGCUGUGCAACAUCAUUCUGAACGGCAUACACAAUUCAAUAGCACACAGACUGAAACACAUCAUGGCGACGACGAGAGCAGUAACACUUUUAUUACUGAGUUUCGCUUUUAACAAAGCAUACUGUACUCCAGUACCACAGUGUGGACAAUCGCAGUUACCAACAGGCUCACAGUCAUCGCCACCUAGUUUCCAAUCCGGAUCACCAGCGAAUGGAUCACCAGCGAAUGGAUUAUCAGCGGGGCAACAACCAGAAGUAUAUAAACAAAAUAAUGGACAACCUCUCGUUUUAGUUGCAAAAGAUCAAGCACAAGGAUCACAACCACCACCACCACCACCACCAUCAUCAUCAUCAUCACCAUCAUUUGCCUCAUCACCAUCAUUCGGAAGCUCGCCAUCUGCAGGCUCACCAAGUAAUGCCGCAGGCUCACCAAGUGCAAGCCAAGAUGAAAUCAACAUCGGACAUCAACUUGCUGAUCAAUCAAUUUCUGAUGGAGCUCUAGAAACAAUUCCCGCUCCCAAUAAACCAUGCAAAGAAGAAACAUCCACAGAAGUUGUUCAACAUCCUGGCGAAACGUUUGUUCAUCAACCAGGAGAAAUUUUAAUUAAUCAACCACCGACACGUCUCAUCAUCAAUCAUGCUCCAUAUAUUGUGCGACCAUCACCAAUUGUUGUCAACUCUGGCGCAAGAACUGUUACAAAUGCAUACACACGUCGAAUAUUGCCAAGCACUAUUCAAUUGCGGCCGGUUAUUGUUCGUCUUGUGAAACCAAUUGAACGUAAAGUGUUGCUUGAUAAACCAGCACCACAACCAGGUAGCGAAACAUAUGCAUCUAAUCCUGAAAUUCCUGGCCCAUGUUCGAAUACAAAUUCAGCCGCAAACUCAAUGGCAAACUCAUUUGCUCCCGCCAACUCUUCGCCAUUCGGAUCCUCAUCUGUUCCAGCCUAUUCUCAGCCAGCAUCUGCUCCGUCUUACUCGUCACCAGCUCAAACUCCCGUUUACGGUGACUCAGGAUUAGCACCUGCAUACGGAAAUUAUCCAAGCGGUAGUCAACCAUCGUAUGGAUAUCCAAGCUCAUACGGCAGCCCAUCAGUUAGUAACUCAUUUGGAAGUUCCUAUCCAGGUAAUUUUGGAUCAUCGGCUCCAGGCGCAUGGCCACAAAGUGGCUCAGGAAUGCCAGACUUGUCAAGUUAUCUCGGGAAUUCACCAUUGAGUUCUGAGUCAGAUGCCGAAAUUUCAACGGGCUGUGGAUCAGCUGUGGCUUCACUUGCAGCCCCAUCUUAUGGAUCAUCACCUUAUGGAUCAUCACCUUAUGGAUCAUCUCCAUGUGGAUCAUCGGGCGCUUCCUCUUCUGCGGAUUAUCUCCAAUCAGAACCAGCUAGCGCUGCAGACAUAAACUCUCUCAGUUCUCUCAGCGCAAAUUCGCUCGCUGGACAAAAUAGUUUUGGUUCCGGCUCAGGUUGUGUUUAAAUUGUUUGUGUAAAAAAAAGUCAAUAAUAAAAUGUGAAAAUAAAAUAAAACAAAGACUCCAAAA
Molecule: messenger RNA, 1636 nt
Organism: Contarinia nasturtii (swede midge)
Lineage: Eukaryota; Metazoa; Arthropoda; Insecta; Diptera; Cecidomyiidae
Product: chorion protein S38-like
Exons: 4
Coding region: 166-1572 (468 amino acids)
Source: RefSeq, a predicted model, not a curated record